AUGACUUACGAGAUGGCUAUCAGAAUUUUAAAAGAAUAUCAUAGGAUGUGUUUUGCUAGAGGUGAAUAUGAACAAUGCGAAAUAGGAAAGAAAGCAAUGUUAUUAUUAAAAUUUCAAAAUGAGAAGAGACAUAUAGAUAAUAUUAAGCGAAUACAAUUAAAGGAAAGAGAAGAAAUAGAUUCAGCAUUUGAACAAGAAGUAAGAGAAGUAAAAGAUCGAUGGGAAGAAAAGAUCAAUGGUCUGGAACAAUCCUUUGACGAUACAAAACAAAGACUUGCUGAAAAGCAUGCUAAAGAAUUAGAGGAUUUUGAACAAAAAUUCUUUGAUGAAAUAGAACGUAAAUACAAUCCAAAGACGAGAGAUUUAAUUACCUUGAAAAUGAUGGAGGAAACUCUAGCAAGACAAGAAUUUUAUUUCGAAGCAAUAUCUGUAAGUAGUUCAUCAUCAUUCCGAGCAAAAAACCUUAAAUAA
Messenger RNA from Naegleria gruberi, 471 nucleotides. RefSeq lists its product as uncharacterized. The record is from RefSeq and is a predicted model, not a curated record. The transcript has a single exon. NCBI's taxonomy places the organism in Eukaryota, Heterolobosea, Eutetramitea, Acrasida, Naegleriidae. The coding region runs from base 1 to 471 and encodes 156 amino acids.